UCCCGCAGCGCGUCCUCGCUGGCUGCGCUCCCUCCCGGCACCCGGCUUCUCCCCGCCAGCAACCGGCGGCUGCGGCGGCCGCCCGCCCCCCUCGCCAGCACCAUGACAGAUCAGGCCUUUGUGACACUGACCACAAACGAUGCCUACGCCAAAGGAGCCUUAGUCCUGGGCUCGUCUCUGAAGCAGCACAGGACCACCAGGAAGCUGGCUGUGCUUGCCACUCCUCAGGUCUCCGAUUCCAUGAGAAAAGUUUUAGAGACAGUCUUCGAUGAAGUCAUCACCGUAGACGUCUUGGACAGUGGCGAUUCUGCACAUCUAACCUUAAUGAAGAGGCCUGAGUUGGGUGUCACGUUAACGAAACUCCAUUGCUGGUCACUUACGCAGUAUUCAAAAUGUGUGUUCAUGGAUGCAGAUACUCUGGUCCUAGCAAAUAUCGAUGAUCUUUUUGAGCGAGAAGAAUUGUCGGCGGCACCAGACCCAGGGUGGCCUGACUGCUUCAACUCUGGAGUCUUUGUUUAUCAGCCUUCAGUUGAAACAUACAGUCAGCUGUUGCACCUUGCUUCUGAGCAAGGCAGUUUUGAUGGUGGGGACCAGGGUUUACUGAACACAUUUUUUAACAGCUGGGCAACAACAGAUAUCAGAAAACACCUGCCAUUUAUUUAUAACCUAAGCAGCAUUUCUAUAUACUCCUACCUCCCAGCAUUUAAAGCAUUUGGUGCAAAUGCCAAAGUUGUUCAUUUCCUGGGACGAGUCAAACCAUGGAAUUAUACUUACGAUCCUAGCACAAAGAGUGUUAAAAGUGAGUCCCAUGAUCCUACCAUGACUCAUCCAGAGUUUCUCAACCUGUGGUGGGACAUCUUCACCACCAGCGUUUUACCUCUGCUUCAACAAUUUGGCCUUGUCAAAGACACCCACUCAUACCUAAAUGUGCUUUCAGACUUGGUCUAUACACUGGCUUUCUCUUGUGGCUUCUGUAGAAAGGAAGGCGUCUCAGGAGCCGUAUCACAUCUGUCCCUUGGGGAGAUCCCGGCUGCAGCCCAACCUUUUGUGUCCUCAGAAGAACGGAAGGAGCGGUGGGAGCAGGGCCAGGCUGAUUACAUGGGAGCAGAUUCCUUUGACAACAUCAAGAGGAAACUGGACACUUACCUCCAGUAGAAACACUGCCUUUUUCCCAUGGACACAUCCACUUCACAGGCACUUGUUUCUGAUAUUUAAUAUCUCGAGCUGGGUUAGGAAAGGUCUGUUACAG
Molecule: messenger RNA, 1249 nt
Organism: Neogale vison (American mink)
Lineage: Eukaryota; Metazoa; Chordata; Mammalia; Carnivora; Mustelidae
Gene: GYG1
Product: glycogenin 1
Exons: 8
Coding region: 103-1155 (350 amino acids)
Cellular component (GO): cytoplasm
Molecular function (GO): glycosyltransferase activity
Source: RefSeq, a predicted model, not a curated record